AUGGAAAGUCCCAGAAGUAGAUCAUCUACUGAAACUCAAGAGGCAAAUCUAUUGCAACCUUGUAAUAUACCAAAUAGAGCAAAAUCAUUUCAAUCAACGGUUCUUCGAACACAACGAAUGGUGCAUGUUGUUAAAACAAUGAAUGGUGUGAGUGAAGAAGAUAAUCGAACAACUCAAGAUGAAUUUAAUGUCAGCGACAGUACACAAUAUCAUAGACGUGGUGCUAAAACAUUAGAAAAGGCAGCGUCAGAAGAAAGUAGUGAAACAUCUAGUAUCGUGCCUGUAUUAGAUCAACAAGAAAAUACAAAUGAAGCCAUCGCUAGUUCACGUCGACUUGGUCAACGAUUUAUUAUUCUUCAUUAUUCGCCAUUUAAAGCCGUAUGGGAUUGGGUAGUUAUUCUACUUGUUUUGUAUACAGGUAUUAUAACACCCUAUACAAUAUCAUUUCUAUCUGAUGAUGAUCAAAAACGAACAACAUUAAAUACACAUGCUGCUACACGACAAUUCAAUCGAGAACGAACAAGUAUACAUGUUUUAGUUAUUAUUGAUGUACUCGUCGAUUUUAUGUUUAUAUUCGAUAUAUUAAUUAGUUUCCGAACAACAUUUUUCUUAAAAGAAACCAAUGAAGUUAUCACAAAUCCAAUAUUAAUUGCUAAACAUUUUGUUAUUGAUUCAUGGAAACGUUUCGGUACCGAUAUACUAGGUGCACUACCAUGGGAUAUUCUUUUUUUUGGGAAUGGAAGUCAUUCAACGAUACGUCUAGCAAAUUAUUUUAAAUUAGCUCGACUUUUACGACUUGUUACAUUUGUUCGAAAUUUUCAAAAAACAGAAUAUCGAGCAGCUGUGCUACUUCUUUUAAUGCUUCUAUUUGCAAUUGCUGCACACUGGCUUGCUUGUAUAUUUCAUUUUAUUGCUAUUCUUGAACGACCUAAUCUACAAGUUAAAUAUUCAUGGCUUGAUCAUCUGGCUGAUAAAUGUAAAAUGCCUUAUCUUGUGAAUGAUACAUUAAGCGGACCAGAUACAAAGUCAAAAUAUUUAACAGCACUCUUUUUUGCUAUGACUUCGCUAACAUCAGUUGGUUUCGGUAAUGUUGCUGCGAAUACAAAUGGUGAAAAGUUAUUUUCAAUUCUUUCAAUGUUAGCUGGAUCUUUUCUAAGUGCUUCCAUACUUGGAAGUGUAACAACAAUUAUUAUUAAAUUAUAUCAAGGUGCAGAAGAAUUAAAAGAAAUGAAACAAAGUAUUGAUGAUUUCAUUAAACAUCAUCGUAUUAGUAAACAACUUGCUAAGAAAAUGCAAGAAUCAUUUGAUCAUGAAUGGAAAAACACGAAAGGUAUCGAUAUGAAUAGUGUAUUGAGAACAUUUCCCGAAUGUAUUCAAGCUGAUAUAUGUCUUCAUUUGAAUCGAGAAUUAUUAAAUAAUUGUCCUGUCUUCGAAGAUGCAAGUGAAGUUACACUUCGAGCAUUAGCUCUUCUUUUUAAAUCAACUCAUGUUCCACCAGGCGAUACACUUAUUCAUCAAGGCGAUGUUCUUUAUUCAAUUUAUUUUAUACAUGGUGGUCAAAUGGAAAUAUUAAAAGAUCACGAAUCACUAGCUAUACUUGGUCGAAAUGAUAUUUUCGGAGAAAAUCCAUGUAAUAAUAUAACACCAGGAAAGUCUCGAUGUAUUGUAAGAGGUCUCACUUAUUGUACAUUAAAUAAAAUUGAUCGUGAUGCUUUAUUACAUGUGUUUCAAUUGUAUCCUGAUUUUGAAAAAUCAUUUGCUGACCGAUUUCGUGUUACUUUUGAUCUUUAUCAAUGUAAAUUAAUUGAAGCAAAGCCAUUUUAUAAAUUAGAUGAUGAUAUUCAAACACUUAUUCGACAACGUCAACCAAAAUUGCAAAUUGAACGACAAUUAAGCAUAAUAGGUCACUAUGAAGAAGCAACUACAAUUGCUGCAUUACGAUCAUACCGUAGUGUUCGUAUGAGUGCUGCUGCUGAUAAACGGCGAUCUAUUAGUACUAUUGUUGAAUUAUCGCCUGAUCAAGCAUAUACGUCAUCUGAAGAUUUGGAUUAUAGUAGAGAAAAAUCGAGAAGAUCAUUAAAACCUUUAGUUGAAGGAACUUUGAGUAGUGUAUUUUCGACAAUUGUUGCCAUGUCAAAAAGAAUGAAAACAAAUGUGGCAAAUAAGAAAGAGGACGUCGAUGAAAAAUUACUAUUAACAACUGAAACUAAGUUUGUAACGGAAAAGUCAAAAUCAAUAAGAAAAUAUGAAACAAGUCCUGUACGAAGUAUGGCAGAUGUUGAUGCAGAAUUAGCUCUUCUUCAAAGUCGUUUUGAUAGUUUAGAACGAAUGAUGGAAGAUAAAAUGAAAUUAUUGUUCGAUUUUGCAAACAAUAUUCAAAUAAAAUAA
Rotaria socialis is the source of this 2388-nucleotide messenger RNA. The record is from the annotation of a GenBank genome assembly. Lineage: Eukaryota; Metazoa; Rotifera; Eurotatoria; Philodinida; Philodinidae.